Messenger RNA from Diospyros lotus (date-plum), 3357 nucleotides. Its product is annotated as WEB family protein At3g02930, chloroplastic-like. Gene Ontology annotation, biological process: reciprocal meiotic recombination. Lineage: Eukaryota; Viridiplantae; Streptophyta; Magnoliopsida; Ericales; Ebenaceae. The transcript is spliced from 3 exons. The record is from RefSeq and is a predicted model, not a curated record. Bases 447 to 2984 code for a protein of 845 amino acids.
GGGGGGAAGUUGCGGCGUAAGGAUAGUAGCCAGUAGGGGUGGUUUCCUUAAAUUCUUAUUUCCCUUAUUUACUUGGGUUUGUUUGUGCCUUUCGUCCUCUUGUGUGCGUACAUGUAUGUGUUAUGUGUGUAUACGGGGCGCUGGUCUCAGACACAGAGAGAGAGAGAGAGAGAGAGAGAGAGAGAGUGUGUGUGUGUGUGUGGUUUGUCCAUCUGAAUCUCUGAUCUGUGUUGGGUAGACAGAAGAAGAUAUAACACUUUACCUACCUUUAUUAUUUUCUUUUCUUUCUUGUUCUUGUAUAUCCUUCUUCCCUCUUCUACUUGCAUCUCACUGCUGCUGCUGCUACUCUCUUCUCUCCCUUACAAUGUCAGCGUUGUAGUCAGGGAUAGCAUUUCUCAACUUCUUCUCCUCUCUGCAACGCUAUCUACUUCGCUCCUGAUCCAACCAUGUCUUCCAGGCCCAAAUCUUCUUUAUCUGAACGUUCCAACAACAAAGCAUCACCAGCAACUCCAAGGGUUAGUAAAGUAAGCAGGGGAGGGACUAAAUCUGAUGCUGAUUCACCGUCUCCCCAGCAAAGCACACGCCUUUCCAUAGAACGUUCCCUGAGAUCUGUCAAUUCCAAGCCCACCGUAGAUAGACGGUCUUCCAAAAUAGCCGCCCCCCCUGAUAAACCAUCGACUCCGUUGCCAAAAGCGUCAGAAUUGCAGGCUCAAUUGCAUCUUGCUCAGGAAGAUCUUAAGAAGGCAAAGGAGAAAUUGGAUUUGGUUGAGAAAGAAAAGGCUCAAGCAACUGAAGAACUAAAAGAAGCCCAGAGAUUGGCUGAGGAAGCAAAUGAGAAACUCAGAGAGGCUUUGGUGGCUCAAAAGCGAGCUGAAGAGAAUUCUGAGAUUGAGAAGUUUAGGGCUGUUGAGAUGGAACAAGCCAGUAUUGAGGCGACUCAGAAAAAGGAAGAAGAGUGGCAGAAAGAGCUUGAAGCUGUCAGGAACCAACAUGCUCUGGAUGUGGCUGCUCUUCUCUCUGCCACCCAGGAGAUCCAAAGGGUUAAGCAAGAAUUGGUCAUGACCUGCGAUGCAAAGAACCUGGCCCUUAGCCAUGCUGAUGAUGCAACUAAGAUUGCUGAGAUUCAUGCCGAGAAAGUGGAGAUACUUUCUGCUGAACUGGCCCAGGUGAAGUCCAUGCUUGAUUCUAAGCUUGAAAUGGAGGUUACCGAGAACACCAGAUUGGUGUCUGAACUGAAUCUAGAAAUAGAGACUCUGAAACGAGAACUUGACAAGUUGAGAAAGUAUGAGGAAAUGUUGGUGGAGAAAGAGACUUCCAUUGAACAACUUAAUAUUGAGCUGGAGGCUGCAAAAAUGGCUGAAUCAUAUGCUCGAAAUUUGGUAGAGGAAUGGCAGAAGAAGGUUGAGGAUUUAGAGGCUCGUGCUGAGGAAGCAAAUCAAUUGGAGAGAUCGGCAUCAGAAUCACUGGAAUCAGUCAUGAAACAGCUAGAAGGAAGCAAUGACUUACUGCAUGAUGCCGAAUCUGAAAUUGCUUCUCUUAAAGAGAAGGCGAGUUUAUUGGAAAUAUCAAUUGGUCGACAGAGAGGCGAUCUUGAGGAAUCUGGACGCCGCCUUGACAUGGCUAAGGAAGAAGCUGCUGAAAUGGAAAAAAAGUUUGAUUAUCUGAAGUCUGAACUUGAAACGGUCAAGGAGGAGAGAACCCAAGCCUUGAACAAUGAGAAGCUUGCAGCGGCCAGUGUUCAAACCCUGCUGGAAGAGAAAAAUAAGCUCAUAAACGAAUUGGAAAAUUCCAGGGAUGAUGAAGAGAAAAGUAAGAAGGCAAUGGAAAGUUUGGCUGCAGCUUUAAGUGAAGUUUCUUUAGAAGCCAGAGAAGCCAAAGAAAAAUUGUUAUCUACUCAAGCAGAACAUGAAAUUUAUGAAGCCCAAAUAGAAGAUCUCAGGUUGGUAUUGAAGGCAACAAAUGAAAAGUAUGAAAUGAUGCUUGAUGAUGUGAAGCAUGAGAUUGACGUUCUAACUAGCUCAAUUGAACAAUCUAAGCAUGAACACCAGAACUCCAAGGCUGAAUGGGAGCAGAAAGAGCUUCAUUUGGCGAACUGUGUAAAGCAAUUAGAAGAUGAUAACUCCUCACGGGAAAAAGAAAUAAGCAGGCUGGUAAAUUUGCUAAAAGAGGCUGAGGAUGAAGCUUGCGCAAGGAAUGAGGAAGGAGCUCAAAUAAAGUCCACUCUGAAGGAAGCUGAGUCUGAGGUAGUUUAUUUGAAGGAAAUCAUUGGGGAAACAAAAGCUGAGAGCAUGAGAUUGAAGGAGAGUUUACUGGACAAAGAAAAUGAAUUACAGAGUGUUGUUCAGGAAAAUGAGGAGCUUCGAACAAGAGAGGCAGAUUCUCUGAAGAAGAUUGAGGAGUUGUCUAAAUUGCUUGAAGAAGCUACGGCCCAAAAGCAAGCUGAGGAAAAUGGUGAGCUUUCAGACAGUGAAAAAGAUUAUGACAUGCUCCCAAAAGUGGUUGAGUUCUCUGAGCAGAAUGGGGAUGGUAGAGAAGAGAAGCUGAAGCUAGAACUGAACGGCCAGCAAUGUGAGCAACCUGUAAAAGAAAAGUCCCAAACGGAGAAUAAUAUUUUACAUGAGGAGGAAGUUAGAACUGAUACUGCUAAAGUUGAGAAUUCUAAUGAAAAUUCAAAAGAUAAUGAAAGCAAAGAAAAAGAAGAAGAUUCGGUGGAGGUUGAUUUUAAGAUGUGGGAGAGCUGCAAGAUAGGAGAGAAAGACCUUGCACCUGAGGGAGAGCAAGAACAGGAAUCCUUUGAGGAGGAAGUAGACUCAAAGGUGGCCAAGGGUAGUGAGAGCUAUGACCAGACGAAUGGUUUGUCUUCAGCAGAAAAUGUUGACAAUGGUGGAACCUCACCAUCAAAACAGCAUCAGAAGAAGAAGAAGCCUUUUAUUCGCAAGUUUGGUAGCCUACUCAAGAAGAAGGGUACUAAUAACCAGAAGUAAUGGAGCAGUUGUGGCGUGGCUUGUAUGGCUAGAAGGCAGGUACAGUUGCAUUCAAUUGAGCACCUGAAUAUGUUCUCUGUGCUUUUCUACUUCCAAUUGCCAGAAUAGAAUCACAACAAAACAAAAAAGAGAUAAUUAAAAGGCAUGUAUCACUUUUAGAUUUCAUUCUCUGUGUCUAAAUGCUGUUCCUUUUUUGGGGAGCAUCUCAUAUGUGAUUGAGAUGCUUCCUCUUCCCCCCUCCCCUUCCCCCUGUUUUCUUCUUGUAUCUUUUUACAUUAAAUUUCUUGAAAAGGAGUGGUAACUUUGAAAAUGUACCUUUCUGAUGUUUUUUUCUCAUCUGUUUUAAGUGGAUAUAUUUUUGUUCAUUGUUUAA